Hypomesus transpacificus is the source of this 2080-nucleotide messenger RNA. It is a transcript of the gene cdc42ep4a, whose product is annotated as CDC42 effector protein (Rho GTPase binding) 4a. Lineage: Eukaryota; Metazoa; Chordata; Actinopteri; Osmeriformes; Osmeridae. Bases 616 to 1731 code for a protein of 371 amino acids. The transcript has 3 exons. The record is from RefSeq and is a predicted model, not a curated record.
GCUUAUCACGCCUCAACAGUGAGCAGCGCUGCCAGACGUACAGGGAGAACACAGAGGCUGAUGGAUGACUUCCCUGCACACAUUUGACAGACUUGUCAGGCAGCAAAGAUCAUACAAAAUAAAGUUUUGUGUGGUUCGGUAGUACCUUGGUCUGCCUGGUGCAUCAGUGCGGCGGAACAUCCGAGAUCGUUCAACGCCGUUGUUUGAUGCACGCCUGCAUUUACCCUCGCCCAAACAAGGGGGGAGACGCGUAAUCUGAAAGAGCAGCUUGAACGACAAUACCGGGGGGUUUAUGAAAGAAAGAGAUGCACGCGUGGUGAGACAGAAGACAAGACGCUUUGUGAUCAGCGGCGAGCUACUCAUUGUUCCUGUGCCAGUGCUCCACCCGGCAUGAUUUAGGCUGAGAUAAAAUGCAAUAAAGAUCCUGACACACAUGACCGGGACUAAAAACACCAGGGUUAUCGUUUCUGGAGGCAGCCAUCAACGUGACGAGGGACAGCUCGGAGUGGCAACUCAGCGAAUCGACCCAAACUUGACGUGAGUUUUUCCACACCGGCCCACGAGACCCCUCGCCCCAGUGUGUGUGUCUGAGGAGAGCGACCCCGAGCAGCCACCAUGCCCAUCCUCAAGCAGCUCGUGUCGGGCUCGUCGCAGACCAAGCGCCGCUCGCGUAUGGACCUGACCCGGGAGAUGAUCAGCGCCCCGCUGGGCGACUUCCGCCACACCAUGCACGUGGGCCGCAGCGGUGACGCCUUCGGAGACACCUCCUUCCUCAGCACCCGCUCCGGGGAGCCCCCCCGCGAGGCGCAGGCCUACCCCCACUCGCCCCGCCCGGGCCUGCUGUCCCGCACCUUCCGGAGCAGCAAGCGCUCCCAAUCCGUCACCAGGGUGGACCAGCACGACGGCGCGCUAGCGCCCUCCGGUGGCUCGCCCACCUACGUCAAGAACGCCAUGUCCCUGCCCUUCCUCAACGACGAGGACGGCGACCGAGUGGAGGUCGGCAGGGUCCCCCAGAGCCUGUCCUCCAGCCCGCUGAAGCAGCCGAACGACCUGGACGGACGGCCCUCCAACGGGGCGGACGGCGCCCGCUCCCUGGAGCUGGACGAGAGGAGCUUCGGCGAGUUGACGGACCUGCCCGGCUUCAUGCAGCCCUACGGAGGGGGCAUGAAGAAGGCCGAGUCGGUCAUGUCCUUCCACAUCGACCUGGGGCCCUCCAUGCUGGGGGACAUCCUGGGGGUGAUGGAGAAGGAGGACGACGACCUGGGCUACGAGGAGGGCGGGAACAGCGAGGGCCGCGCCUCGCCGCCCCUGGCUGCCCACGGCGACGGGGAGGACGGGACGGAGGUCGGAGGAGAGGAGGAGGAGGAGGAAGAGGUGGAGGAUAGAGGAGAGGAACGGGAGGAGGAGGGAGUGGAGGAGAAGGAGGAGGAGGAGGUGGUAGAGGUCGAGUCGCAGCAGUCCUCGGAGCGCCCCCCCAGCUCAGUGGAUCUGGAGCAGGAAAACGGGGGUCCCUACACCCCAGAGUACACGCCGGAACUCCAGCCCAAACACCUGCUCCACCUGGACAGCUGCUCCGUAUCUAGCUCUGGAUCUGCCGCCGCCGCGGACGACAAGCCGGCCGGCCAGGCCCGGGGAGGGGACACGGAUAGCGCCACCUUCAGCGUCCCCCCGGAGGAAGAGAGCAACUUCUCCUCCUUCAUGGAGGACGAGGACGACGAGAUCCGCGUAUGAGUUCCGUCGAAGCGCCUUCCCAGCCCAGGAUCGCAAUGUGCAGAGAGUCGAGAACUGGAGGACGAGAGGAGAGGCGGCCCCCGCCCCUCUUCGGCGCACGGACGUGUCCGCCGGAAUGAAGCGGCUGCCGUGUUUCCGUGGGAGUACGAGCGCGUUCGGACGGGGAGGGGGACGCGAAGGGUCUGGUGUUCCUGCGGAGAGAAUCCACGGCACGGUUCUGUCUGGAGGGGCCGCAAACCCCAUCUGUCAUCCUGCUCCCAGUCCUUCGAUCUGCACACUGAGGGAGCUGACACGUGGGACUGCGUGUUGUUAGUUUAUUAUGGAACAUUCCGGAAUGUUGGGACGAGCG